Molecule: messenger RNA, 1023 nt
Organism: Candidula unifasciata
Lineage: Eukaryota; Metazoa; Mollusca; Gastropoda; Stylommatophora; Geomitridae
Source: the annotation of a GenBank genome assembly
AUGUUAAAACUGCUUAUUGUAGCACUGCUGUGUGCAGUCUCAUGCGCACAUUUAAGAAAGCCAGACUUUGGGCUUCUUUCUGAUGAGCAUAUUGACUACAUCAACCAUGUUGCUGACACUACAUGGAAGGCUGGCCGUAAUUUUGCUCCUGAAGACCACGAGCACGUGAAAAGAAUCAUGGGGGUGCCUAACAUGGCAAAGUCAGAGUUUUUGACUCGCCAGUUGCCCAGACAAGAGUUUGAGAGAAAGCUGAAGGUCACCCAGCUGCCGGACAACUUUGAUCCCCGAGUGGAGUUUCCAAACUGCCCAUCGCUGAAGGAGGUCCGGGAUCAGGGAGACUGUGGUUCCUGCUGGGCUUUUGGUGCCACUGAAGCUAUGACUGAUCGAAUCUGCAUCCAAUCCAAAGGAAAGGUCCAGUUUCGCUUUUCUGCUGAAGACCUUUUGGCCUGUUGUGAUUCCUGUGGUGAUGGCUGCAAUGGUGGUUUCCCUUCGGAGGCUUGGGCCUUCUACCAGAACACUGGUAUUGUCUCAGGUGGUCCUUACAACAGUUCCCAGGGUUGCCAACCCUAUGAGAUUCCUGCAUGUGACCACCAUGUUGUUGGCCACCUGAAACCCUGCAGUUCCGAGAUCAUGAAGACGCCCAAGUGCAAGAAUUCCUGUGAGGCAACCUACAAGACUCCAUAUUUGAAGGACAAGCACUUUGGUGUUACUACUUACUCUGUCAGUGGUGAGGAUAACAUUAAACAGGAGUUGGUGCAGAACGGUCCAGUGGAAGCAGCAUUCACUGUCUACAGUGACUUCAUCAACUACAAGUCAGGCGUCUACCAGUACACCUCUGGCACAGAACUUGGAGGACAUGCGGUGAAGAUCCUUGGCUACGGUGUGGAAGAUGGAACUAAGUACUGGCUGGUUGCCAACUCCUGGAACCCCGACUGGGGUGAUAAUGGAUUCUUCAAAAUCCUCCGUGGUCGUGACGAGUGCGGCAUUGAAAGCCAGAUAGUUGCCGGCAAGCCCAAGCUGUAA